UGCCAUUUGUGCUAAAAUCAUAGACAAAUAUAAUAUAAGCAUACCUCAUAAGUGAAAUCGUAGACUUGAUAAAUUCGAUGAAGACUGGUAUUCAUUAAUAACAAUCGAAUAUAAUUUAAAAUAAUUUUUAUGAAAUAAGAAACCCUAAACCAGAAAACAGGAAAUUUAUUCGGUUGUUCAAAAUGGCCGAAUUGUAAAUUUGUGUUUACUACUUAAAAACAAAUUACAAAACAUUUUUUUUCCAUUCAUUGAUACUUGAUAACAUUUAAAAUGGCCAAAAAAAAAGGAAAGAAAAUUAAUAUAAAAAAAGCUGUUGUAGUUAAACAGUCACCCGUCACGGAGUCUACCACCUCAGAAGUAAUAGCAGCAUCUUUAGUUCACCAAUCUGUUUUUCUGAAGGUUUGCAGACUGUGCGAGGCAAAAGAUGGACCGUUCCUUAAUAUAUUUGAAGCUGAUAAACUUACUGCGAAAAAAAUAGAUGCCGUCAUGCCUUUCAGAAUUAUGGAGAAUGAUGAUUUACCACAUAAAAUAUGCUUCAGGUGCUCAGCAAAACUUGAAGAAUUGUAUGAAUUUAUACAAAAGUGUAUCAGAACUCAAGACCGCCUGCAAAAUGUUCUUGGCAAGAAGAUGACCUUUACAAAAGUGAAACAUAGGGAGUUGUGGGAAGAAAAACUAAACAAAUCAAAUAUAUCCAACGAUGAUAUAUGUGACGCUUUAAUAAAAAAGGCCAUGGAAGGUAUUAAAGACAUACCACUUAAUCCCAAACCAUUAGAACAAAACGAAAAUUGUUUACUAAAGAGAACUAUCUCAAAGCUAUCUACUGGAAUCAAAAAUGAUAAAAAAAAUACAAGUUCAAAUAAGAAAGAGUCAAAUUUAAAGAGUGAGGACUCUGCAACAAGUGAUAACAUCACUUGUUGUGGAGAACCUUCACAGGAUGAAACACCAGUAACAAGAUCGCUGCGGUCAUGCAAUGAGACAAAUCAUAAUGAUAGUGAAAAAAUUGCCCAAACUACUGACAUAAAAGUAAAAGUUAAAAAUUCCGCUACUGGUAUUAACAGUGGCGACAAAAAGUCCAAAGAAAAAGAAGUGCCACAAACAAAUACAUUCAGUUUAAAUGAUGCGACCCCACAACCGGAGCCGACCUUCAAUAUCAUGGAACAUGUUAGUAUGAUCAAGGUCAACGGCGUGGGUGUCCUAUUCCAAUGCAAAUUGUGCAAUAGAAAUUUCCUCAAGAAACAAGUUGUGAUGUCCCAUACAUGUGCCAAAAACGGUGCCGCGAAAGUUGUUGGGCCGAAACCAAUUAUUCCUGCGGAACCACCGAAAAUAUCGACAGUAAAAUAUAUAAAUACGAAAACGAACGAAGCUAAGAAAACAGAAGAGGAAAUUAAAACGGAAAAUAAGACUAGUGGGCUGGAUGACGAUGAUAAACCCGUCGUCAAGAAACCUAGACCUAAAAUAGGUCCCGCCAGUAAAGUACGCCGUUACAACGAAGACAAUACGCCGCCACCAGAUAAUAAAAAACCUGCGACAAGUGACGCCCUACAGACUGUAACUCCAUCAACAACACCUCCAGUCGUACAAAUUCCAAGCUUUCCUAGUCCUAACAGUCGCUACAAACUUAUGGCUGGACCGAAUAAUACUUUUACACUUGUAGAAGAUAAAAAUAAUCCCACGGAAAUUCAGCCUGAUACAGAAAAAUUAACAGUGGUAGAGCAUAAGGCGGACAAACCAGCGCAACCAGUACACGCAGAAAAUAGACCGUAUCCGGUGAAGCUUUUCAAAACAUUAGCCCACAACUCAGAGUCAGAGCCGGUUCCGUUCACAACACCGGCUAUGAAGAAGCAAUCAUAUAAAAUCGUACAGACAGGCAAUCCAAGCAAACUUCUGAUAUCGACCAAAUCUCAACGGAUAGAGGAAAUUCCUAAAAAGAGAUUAAGAAAACCUAAAAAUGUCGAUGAUGAGUCACAGAAGCAGCCGUUCUCGGUGACCCUCGAAGACAUAACUCCGGCCAAAGAUACCGGGUUUUUCACAUUCGUUAACGUCGAUCCCCUCCUGCAGCCCUCGUAUGUGCUGCCGACGGACAACAUAAUCCAGGAAUCUCAAAUUUCUACUUCCACUAACGUCGCAAAACAGAACAUCAUGAAGGAUACCGAGUCUAAAUAUUCAUGUAACAUGUGCAACGAGGUUUUCUCGAGGGAAAAGAAGUUGCUGGCUCACAUACAUUCCCAUUACAACAAGAUGGACGAGGAAGACGAGAUCAGGGCCGAGAAACCUGGAAGGAAGCGGCGGAAAUGAAACUCUGAUCACACGUGUCAUUAAAUCUCAUGCUGACCGUAGGCUUAAGAUAUAACUUUAAACACCGUAAAGUAAUUUACAUUCGUUUUAUUCACAUCUUUAUUUUUUUUUCAUUCCAAAGUAAUUAAAUAUAUUUUAUAUCUCGUAAUUUUCUAUACUAAAUUGUAAAUUUAAACUUUGCAAAGCUCUUAUGUUACAAAUUCCGGACGUGUCUAAGUAUGUGUAUAUAUACUUAUUUAUUAUAAGAUUGAAAUAGUUUUCCUAGUAGUUAUCGUAGUUUUUACACAGUUUUUGGCAAUUUUUUUGUGUUUAGCCAAACGCGGUUUCAUUAUUUGUACAAAUAAAAUGUUAUAACAAACGAAACUUGUUAAUGUUGAUAUUUUAUGCAAAUAUAAGAAUUAUUGUUUUUUUUUAUUAGAUAAAUAGUUAUCAUCAUAACACCCAUACUAAAGGUACUGCCAUUUUGUUUUAUAUGAUUGCUAAUAUUAAUUUCAAUAAUAAAAAAAAUAUUCCAGA
This is a messenger RNA of Danaus plexippus (monarch butterfly), 2811 nucleotides long. RefSeq lists its product as uncharacterized. The transcript has 2 exons. The coding region runs from base 271 to 2295 and encodes 674 amino acids. The record is from RefSeq and is a predicted model, not a curated record. Lineage: Eukaryota; Metazoa; Arthropoda; Insecta; Lepidoptera; Nymphalidae. Gene Ontology annotation, molecular function: zinc ion binding. Gene Ontology annotation, cellular component: nucleus.